Messenger RNA from Moneuplotes crassus, 1377 nucleotides. The record is from the annotation of a GenBank genome assembly. Lineage: Eukaryota; Ciliophora; Spirotrichea; Euplotida; Euplotidae.
UAGCUUAAGAGCUGUUCCUCUAAAUUUUUAAAACUCUCUCGAUUUAAUUAGAGUUCAAAUAAUUUUUAUAUAGUAGUUUGAUUUUACUAUUUUAAGAGAAGGUAACUAGCCUGAUUGAGUUUUAUCCCAAAAUAUACCUUUUUGUGAUAGUUUGGAAUAUUGAACAUCCUUAAGUGUUUUGUGAAUCCCUACAUUCUUAUCUACAACAGUUUUAGAAGAAUGACAUCCCUAGAAAUAUUAUAAAAAGGAAUAUGCAGAGCACCAAGGCUAUUAAGGUAGUUCUUUUCUCCCAUUUUUAGGCGACAAAACCAAUUAUGAAAACAAAUUAAGAGAAAAGAUAUCUUAUCUCUUGAUAGAGACAUUACUGGAGUUAGAUAUGACAUGAUUGAUAAACCUGAUGGCUAUACAUCGAUGGCACAAAGAUUUCACCCUGAUUAUAUCCAAAGCUCACGCAUACACUCCCCAUUCUCGGACUCUGGAAGAGAUUGCUCUUCCCAGCUCCAGUUUAGCAACUCUAGGAAUAAGAAGAAUAAGCUAAAAUUGUUGUGAAAGUCAAAGAACAGAAAGCUUAAAAAGCAAUCUUCCUUAUUUGCUAAACUUCCAUCAAAGAAUUCAGUGAAUAAGACAAAAUCUCAUACAAAAUUUGCCUUGACCAAGAUUUAUGGGACUCGGAAGAAAUCCAAGAGCAAAUUUGGCAGGUUCAGAGAGAGCUCCUUAGCCUCAAGGUCCCGGAAAUCUGUCGAUAAGAAAAUCCACAGAGAUCCUUAUAGUAGCACGAGAAUGGGAAUAACUUCAACACUUCAUGAAACUUUAGGAUCAAUUGAAGGGAUGAAAUAUAUCAAAACUACAAGGGAAAAGCUCAUAUCAACUGAUGAGAGGAAGUCCAAUAGGAUCAAGAUCACCAAGCAAAAAUUGAAGAAAGUUAAUCAAAUGAAUCUGAAAUAACUCGCAACGUACAAUGAGCCGAAAUAUUCCUAACAUAGAGGUGAGGAAUAAUGGAAAUCCUGAUUUUAAGGUUUCCUCAAUGAAACCAAGAGCCAUUACAAGAGCAAAGACACUUGAGUGUCAACCUAAACCUCAAGAGCCAGUGCUUCAGGAAGAUUUAGUUCUUAAAAGAUUGAAGGAGUUGUUUUCGAAAUUAGAAUCCUUAAAAAGUUGAAAUAUCAAUAUAUCUCGACCCCAUAAACUAAGUGAGGGUCCUAUCAUAAGAACUUUACCUGCAUGAGAAAAUUCUGUGUGAACAUCUAGCUACUCAGAGUUGGAAUAAGGGAUAAAGAAUAAUGCUAAAAUGAGUAAUUUUUAGAAUGAAACUGUGCUUGUCAUACAUAAAAUAUCUUCUAGCCUUCACAAACAUACAAUGGGUCAAACUUCCUAUCC